Molecule: messenger RNA, 219 nt
Organism: Entrophospora sp. SA101
Lineage: Eukaryota; Fungi; Glomeromycota; Glomeromycetes; Entrophosporales; Entrophosporaceae
Source: the annotation of a GenBank genome assembly
AUGCAUGGGUUUAUCUCCAAUUCUGCUUGCGAGGAAGACAUCGUCGUGGAACAACAACUACAUGGAAAAAUUUCAAGUGCAAAGAAAACUUAUAUGAAGAAGACUGGGUGCUCUGGUGGUGCCAUGAGCACAUCAAUGGAUACAUCAUGCGCCCAAUAUCAAGACCUACUUGAUGAGGAUUUAUUAACUCAUGAAGCAAGAAUGUUCAUUGAAUAUUAG